Messenger RNA from Ooceraea biroi (clonal raider ant), 852 nucleotides. RefSeq names its product NADH:ubiquinone oxidoreductase subunit ASHI (gene ND-ASHI). Gene Ontology annotation, cellular component: mitochondrion; respiratory chain complex I. The record is from RefSeq and is a predicted model, not a curated record. Lineage: Eukaryota; Metazoa; Arthropoda; Insecta; Hymenoptera; Formicidae.
CUUAAUAUGCGACGUUUGCAAUACUUAAUAUUACAAAAUGUUUUUAUAUUUUAUUGUAUUUGCACGUAUACUGACAUUCCACUUCGCUCAUCGAGCGCACUCUACAGACACGGAUGUUCCGUCCGAGUUACUACUUAUCCCUCACUUAUGUCCACUUGUCUCGGAAUAAAACGAGAAAAUGGCUUUGGCAGCAAGCAUCGGGAGACAGUUAUCGAAUCAAUUGUUCAAGCAUAAAGCGUGCUUAUACACUGGAGUAAAAUGCUACGCAACCGAUAAGAGUCGAAUACCAUGGAAUCACCUUUGGAUUCCGGAAGAAUAUAACAAGGAGAAUCAUGCUAAGCAUGCUGAAAAAUAUCAUAUGCAUCCUGAUGAUUAUAAACCGUAUGAUCCCUUCGAGAAGGCCACGGGUGAUUAUCCAGCCCUACCAAUGAUAGGACCAGAGGCCAAAGAUCCAUACUAUCCAUAUGAUAUUCCUAUAUAUAAAAAAAAUUACCAUGAACCGUUACAUGAUGAAUUCUUUAAAAUGAGUGAGGAUCGUUACAGUUACGGUCGUAAAUUUUACAUCGAGCCAGAUCGCGCAUUUCUACUCUAUAUUGUAUUUGUGUCUAUUAUUGGUGUAAUUCUAUACUUAGCAUCUCCUUAUCCUGUCGUGUUCCUACCAAAUUCGGAAAGGCAAUAUCCAUACAAAGGUAAAACACAUUACACGUUUGAGCCAGUGGAAUGAAUAUGACUAGGAUGAAUAAGCUAAGAUAGAUGCAGCAGAUUUAUGUUACAAGCUAGGAAAGCAAGGCAGUUUCCGAUAUAAUGUUGUAUGAUAUUGUAGUAUAUGAAUAUAUAGUAAUUAUUACAACA